This is a messenger RNA of Adineta steineri, 441 nucleotides long. Lineage: Eukaryota; Metazoa; Rotifera; Eurotatoria; Adinetida; Adinetidae. The record is from the annotation of a GenBank genome assembly.
AUGGAUCCUGAUUUUAUUCGAUCUGAUGUUGGUACACUUUCACUAUCGAUGUAUCAUAUUGAUUGGGGUUUACAAACAACACAUGCUGGUGGUGGGGCAUGUUUAAGUUAUGGUUGGUUUAUUUCCAAAGUUUUCUCAUUACCUAACAAUAAGAAUAGAAAUCAACAAUUACAAAUGUAUAUCAGUACUGAUACAUCAACAGCAGUUUUUUUUGCUAUUCAAUUUGAAGAUGGUUUAACAAAAAAUUCAACUGAAGGAUAUACAUUUGAUGAAUGUAAAACAUUACAUCAAAAUGGAAUUCGACAAUUAUUACAAUGGUGCAGACAAAAUGAAACUUAUUCAAGAGAUUUAACUCCACUAGUUAAUUAUUCAAAUAGUAUUCUAUUUCAUAUACAUAUGGCACAUACAAAAUUAUAUUCUUUUGUUUUAUCAUAUGUUUGA